Molecule: messenger RNA, 550 nt
Organism: Paramecium octaurelia
Lineage: Eukaryota; Ciliophora; Oligohymenophorea; Peniculida; Parameciidae
Source: the annotation of a GenBank genome assembly
AUGAAGAAAGUGGAUUACCAUCUAAAAACAAAUCCAGAAGAAGUGAAAAAGAUGAAAGAGCUUGACUUUUAUGCAGGAUUAGAGAAUAUAUAUGCAAUUCAUUAUUGUUAAUAGAAUAGCUGUAAAGUAUGAAAUAUAGUAAUUUUAGAUAAUUCCAGCAGAUGAACAUCCAUCAUUUUAUGAUUAACUGUAUACUUAGAAAAUUGGAUUGAAAGAAGUCACAAAAAGUGGAAAAGUUGAAAUACCAGAGAACUUGAAAUAAUUAUAUUAGUCAUAUGAUAUGAGUGAUCUCGAGAAAACAGAGGAUGACAUAAAGGAAGACAUUUAUAUUAAAAAGAGAGCUGACGUUUUUGUUGAUAAAAUCUUACAUGAAUUAACUCCAACUUUUAACAUAAUUCCAGAUGUUCCUUAUAAAGUUUUGGUUGGAGUUGUUGAUCCGAAAUUAUAAAAUGUGAUUGCUAAAGAAUGGAAAUAGAGAUUUCUUAGUAUUUAUGGACAUUAAAUUUUGGAGGAUGAAUAACAUAGUCAAUAACAAUCAUAGAUUUAAUGA